CUAGUGAUGAGAACGAAGUCUCUGUCUCUUAGAUCUCUAAGUUCUCUUUUUCGAAGUUGCAAGUAACAGAGCAAAAACGAAAGACCCAAAGGGAAUCGAAUCGGAAGUGGAAUACAGAGAGCUUGGGUUUGGUCUUUCCCUUUCAACUCCCACUUUAAAAAGACGAUAGUGAAAGCGAGGAAUUUCAAAGCCAAAGAUAAUACAAACCAAAGCAAAUAUAGUAUUAUACGCAAACACUAUUGCAUAUUAAUAGCAGCAGCAGUAGUGGUCUCUCUCUUUCUAUAUGGUUUGUUUUUAAGUAGUAGUAUUACUUGUUAAGUAGCUGAAUAGCAGUGAAAAAAGGGUCUUUUUCUUUUCCUUCAAACAUCUAUUCAGUCCAUUGAAACGCCCAGAUUUUUAGCUUCUCUCUUUUCCUGCUUUUGAGGUCUCGCCGUCUUUGGGCUUAGGAACUGCCUUUUGUCUAUAGAGAUUGGUGGCGCAUUAAAGAGAAGCUUUUACUAAAGAGAUCCGUAGCUCAAAGAUUUCUUCUCUUCUUCUUCUUUUUAUUAUUAUUAUUUUUCAUUUUUUGUUCGCUGCUGUUUGAAGACAUUUAUGGCUAUAUCUCUGCAGAAUCUUGGAAUUGAGAAUUCUUAAACACACACUCUCUCUCUCUAUAUAUAUCGCCUCUGCUUUCCCUCCUAACUAUAUCUAAUUGAUAGCCAGCUUACCUGUUUUCCGUUCUGAAGAAAAGGAAAUAAAUUAAGUCAAGCAAAAGUCAGGCUUUGAAAACUUCGUCAUUUUGGGUCAUAGAGAAGGAUCUGCGAUCGGUUUCUUGAUCAAUCUUUUUACGCGAAAGAGACCUCUCAGAACGAGGUUGGUUUUAUAGUGGUGUAUUGGGUUUCUCUUCUUUAGUCUGAUCUACCAGGAUUUAGUAGUUGCCUUUAGAGCAAAACGAAGACAAUGUUGCCUCAGAAGCAAGCAGAAGAAGCAAUAGUCUCCAACUUCAGCGAGACAGAGCAUGAGGGCAAAGAGGAAGAGAAAGAAGAAGAAAACUCCAUGUUUAGCGUUAAGAAUUUUCUCUGGCACGGUGGCUCUGCCUGGGAUGCUUGGUUCAGUUGUGCUUCCAAUCAAGUAGCGCAAGUACUAUUGACACUGCCUUACUCCUUCUCUCAACUGGGUAUGCUGUCAGGGAUUUUGUUUCAAAUAUUCUAUGGGCUUGUAGGAAGCUGGACUGCUUAUCUUAUCAGUGUGCUGUACAUAGAGUACAGAAGCCGAAAGGAGAAAGAGAACGUGAGCUUCAAGAACCAUGUUAUACAGUGGUUUGAAGUGCUUGAUGGGUUACUGGGUCCGUACUGGAAGGCAGUAGGACUUGCGUUCAAUUGUACUUUCCUUCUCUUUGGAUCUGUCAUUCAACUUAUUGCUUGUGCAAGUAACAUAUACUACAUCAACGACCAUUUGGACAAGAGGACAUGGACAUACAUUUUUGGAGCUUGCUGUGCUACUACAGUUUUCAUACCCUCUUUUCACAACUACCGGAUUUGGGCUUUUCUUGGCCUUGGUAUGACCACGUACACUGCCUGGUACCUAGCCAUAGCAGCACUUGUUCAUGGCCAGGUCGAAGGAGUAACGCACACUGGUCCCAAAAAGCUAGUGCUUUACUUCACCGGAGCAACCAACAUCCUGUAUACGUUUGGUGGACACGCUGUUACAGUGGAAAUCAUGCACGCUAUGUGGAAGCCUCAAAAAUUCAAGUACAUAUAUUUACUAGCUACACUCUACGUUUUUACACUAACAAUUCCGUCUGCCACCGCCGUCUACUGGGCUUUCGGCGAUGAACUACUCAAUCAUUCUAACGCCUUCUCUCUUCUCCCCAAAACUGGAUUCCGUGAUGCUGCUGUUAUCUUAAUGCUUAUUCACCAGUUCAUAACAUUUGGAUUCGCAUGUACACCUCUGUACUUUGUGUGGGAGAAGGUGAUAGGAAUGCAUGACACCAAGAGCAUAUGCCUGAGGGCACUUGCAAGGCUGCCGGUGGUGAUACCCAUAUGGUUUUUGGCCAUUAUUUUCCCAUUUUUUGGACCUAUUAACUCUGCAGUUGGUGCACUGCUGGUCAGCUUCACCGUUUACAUCGUCCCAUCUUUGGCCCACAUGCUUACCUACAGAAAAGCCUCUGCUAGACAGAACGCAGCAGAAAAGCCUCCGUCCUUUUUACCAAGCUGGACUGCCAUGUAUGUUGUAAACACCUUUGUGGUGGUGUGGGUUUUGGUUGUUGGUUUUGGGUUCGGUGGAUGGGCCAGCAUGACCAACUUUGUCAAGCAAGUUGACACAUUUGGGCUCUUCGCCAAAUGCUACCAAUGCAAGCCCCCAGUACCUCCACCAGCAGUAGCAGCACCGCCAACUUCUAAUACUACCCAUCAUCCAUGAGAUCGACAAGCUUCAAAUUGAAAUUAAUCUCUUUCUUUCAUAUUUUGUAUCAUACAUGGGGAAGUAGUAGCAAUACUCUCCCUUCCAUGUCAAGUGUGCUGGAUUUUCCUUCUUUCUUUUUCUUUUCCAUUUAUUUUUUCUCCCCAUCUUCCUUAAAUUAGUUGAUAAAAUAGUGUGUUGAUUUGUGAUGAUUCCUUUGCUAUCAAAGCAUAGGCUAAUUAAAUCAGAAGUAUAAUAUAAUAUAUAAAUAUUUAAUCUU
Hevea brasiliensis (rubber tree) is the source of this 2659-nucleotide messenger RNA. RefSeq names its product auxin transporter-like protein 2. The record is from RefSeq and is a predicted model, not a curated record. The coding region runs from base 940 to 2400 and encodes 486 amino acids. Lineage: Eukaryota; Viridiplantae; Streptophyta; Magnoliopsida; Malpighiales; Euphorbiaceae. Gene Ontology annotation, cellular component: plasma membrane. The transcript has 9 exons.